AUGCGGCUAACCAACUUCGUCAGCAUCCUCACGCUCGUCAUCUGCGUCACAGCCGUGCCCCUCAACCGCGCCGGAUCGAAAGCCGUCGCCACCAGGAACAGAUGCCACGUGGCCAAGGCUGCGCGUUGCCACUGCCCUCGCGCCGGGCGCAAGAGCAGCCGGCGCCUGGUUGCCCGCGGCAAGGAAGAAUACUGGACCGAUGAGGAGGCCCAAGACAGCGAUCCCGAAACCGACAGCGAGGACGACAAGUGCGCUACUCCCAAAAAGUAUGUCAACUGCCCGAACUGCGGGGAGAAGUCUGCUGACUGCGAUGAUGGAUAUUGCUACACGAACCGUGAAUAUUUUUAA
Pyricularia pennisetigena is the source of this 348-nucleotide messenger RNA. RefSeq lists its product as uncharacterized. Lineage: Eukaryota; Fungi; Ascomycota; Sordariomycetes; Magnaporthales; Pyriculariaceae. The transcript has 2 exons. Bases 1 to 348 code for a protein of 115 amino acids. The record is from RefSeq and is a predicted model, not a curated record.